UCCACACAGAGACCCAGCUGACAAUAUGACUGUAGUUCAGAUGUCAACAAUCAGACUUCUACGAUAUCAAAUCAAACAUCUUUCUGCCUUUGGAAAAGUUGCCACACGACUGGCCUCCAGAUGACCAGAUGACCAGACUGAGAGAGAUGACCAGUUCAGAGUUAAGGGACCGUAGCGAAGACCCUGUCUCCUGUGAGCUGAUCAGCUAAUCUAAAGCAACUCUGUUAGGUCAAGGUUCAGAACAGGACCAUCUCACGGCAGCCUGCAGGCAUGUCUGCUGAAGUCUCUCUCUCCGCUGCUCUGGGAUUUGUGGAAUUGUGUGGAAUGGGAAGUUCCUGAACAGGAUGUGGAGUCACUUUUCUGCCGUCUACCCUCUUCUCUCCCUCCUCCUGUCCUGAUCUGAUACCACAGUGGUGAGCUGCGGCUGUAGGAACCAGCACCUGGAGAGAACAGCCGUGCUUUUCCCACACAUCUGGAAAAGUACUCCUCAUUGACCGUUGGCCGCUGUUUCCCAGCAGUUUAUUUAACCCCGGAUUCAGGUGAUGACUCACCUGUGGAUUCUCCUGUCAGCAGUGCUGCUGGUUGGGUUGGCAGCAGAACCUGUGAGCAGCCCUGAGGAAAAUGAGAAUGAAGUCCUGAAAGAAACAGAAGAAGAGAACACAGAGAGCCAGCAGAUGAUUGACAAUACAAUUGGAAAUCUGAGUGAACCUACACCAAGCCAAACUCCCAACACAUCAGCCCCUUCCACCACCAUCAUUCCUCAAAACUCAAGCGUUGCUCCCCAGUGUCCAGGGAACCAGGUGAUGCUGGAGAGCGGCUCUGGAUGUGGCUGUUCGUCUGACAUGUUGUUGGUUGGAGACAACUGUAGCUGCCCUGUUGGCUACACUGACGAAGGGGCUGCAGAGUGCUUAGAUAUCAACGAGUGUGAAGCAGAGGGAACAGGACUUUGUGGUCUUCAUGCCAGCUGCACAAAUAGCCCCGGCUCCUACUCCUGUAGCUGUCUCCGUGGUUACCUGAUGGGUCCAGGAGGUUGCCAGGAUGUAGACGAGUGCUCUUUGGCUGCAGUAACUGGUCUGCAGGCAUGUGAGGGAAAUGCUGAAUGUAAGAACACUCCUGGCUCCUUCACCUGCCUGUGCCCUGUGGGGUAUACAAUGGCCCUGAAUGGACGGGGCUGUGAAGAUGUGGAUGAAUGCAGCUUCGAGGAGCAGUGUCGCCGAGAACUGGGUAACGUGUGUGUUAACACUCCUGGCAGCUUUUCUUGUCAGUGUCAGGCAGGCUUCAGAGCGGAGGCGCCCGUCUGUGUGGGUCCUGUCUGUGCUGACUACACUGUGUGUCAAGAUGUAGACGAAUGUUUGGAGAGUCUCGCUGUCUGUGUCGGUCAGGGUGUGUGUGAGAACACCCUGGGGAGCUACAAGUGCAUUUGUCAAUCGGGUUACCGCGGAAACGGCACACACUGUGAGGAUGUGAAUGAGUGUGCCUUCAGUGGUCACGGCUGUGACACCAACGCUCGGUGUGGUAACAUCAUUGGUUCCUAUUACUGCCAGUGUUACCAGGGUUUUAAUGGAGAUGGAUUCUCUUGUUUCGACAUUGAUGAGUGUGCUGUAAACAAUGGCCACUGUAAACACAACUGCUCCAAUGAACCUGGAGGUUACAGCUGUCAGUGUGCGUCAGGGUUUCAGCUGGACCAGGAUGGACACAACUGCGUAGAUGUGGACGAGUGCUCAUUGUCUAACAGGACCUGUGAACACACCUGCAUCAACACUCAUGGAUCUUUCCAGUGCUCCUGUAAGCCUGGCUACCAGCUGCACAUUGAUGGCCACACCUGUGUCGACAUUGACAAAUGUAAACUCCAGAACGGUGGAUGCUCCCAUACCUGUACCAACUCUCCAGGUGGACACGUUUGCCACUGUCCGUCUCCUCUACUGUUGAACAGAGACAACCUCACCUGCAGCAAUGUUACAUCGUGCAAGCAGAGAAAUGGCGGCUGUGAUCACAUAUGCAGUGAGCGAGUUGGGGGCCAUGUCCAGUGCAGCUGUCAGACAGGAUGGACACUGGGCCAGGACCUGAGGAGCUGCGUGGAUGUGAACGAGUGCAGUGACUUCACCAACGGAGGCUGUGAGCAGCUCUGCCUGAACCAUCCUGGAGGGUUCAACUGCACAUGCAGGGAGGGGUACAAAGUUCAAACCGAUGACCUCACCAAGUGCCAACCGGUGUGUGAGCCACCGUGCCAGAACUAUGGUGUGUGUGUGGCCCCAAACAGCUGUGACUGUCCUCCAGGGUACCCUGGUUUGGGCUGCUCAGCCAUGUGUUCGCCACCUUGUGCCCAUGGAGGUACUUGCAUUCGCUGGAACAAGUGUCUAUGUCCUCCUGGGUGGACAGGAGUGGGCUGCCACACAGCGGUGUGUGAGUUGCCCUGUGCUAACGGAGGUCGCUGUGUUGAACCUGAAACCUGCCAGUGUCCCUCUGACUACACAGGUCCACAGUGCCUACUGCUUCUGUGUAGUCCUGCGUGUCAAAAUGGAAGAUGUGUCGAUGUCAACAAAUGUGUGUGUGCUGGUGGAUGGCAAGGAGCUCGCUGUCAAAUUGAACCGGUUCAGUGUCAGGAACCUUGUAAGAAUGGUGGAGUGUGUGUGGGCUUCAACAGGUGUCGCUGUUCCACAGGAUUUACUGGAAACCUCUGUGAAACAGCUAUAACCGUCCCCUGUGUGCCACCCUGCAAACAUGGCGCCACCUGCAGUCCUCACAACACCUGCACGUGUCCGGAAGGUACUACAGGUUUACGCUGUGAAAGACUGACAUGUCCAGUGAUCACCACUGCAGUCAGUAUGGCACGAGCGGUGAGGAAAGCCUUUAGGGAGAGCUACGUCGAUCGCUGUGGACCACUGGGAAUUCAGCUUUGCACUAAAUACAGGAUAAACCAGGCACGAGUGUACCUGCAGGCCUACAGGGUGGGCUACAAGAUCCAGUGUCCACAAAAAACUGGAAGAUGACAGCAUUGUUUUCCAAUUUUGGAGAAUGAGGUGGUCAUCAUCGGGCUUCUCUGUUAGAGGAUUUACCUUAAAUCAAGAUUCAAUGUUGAAAGUUAUUUUGAUUUAACUGUAUGAAGUUCUUUACUCUAAUUUCCUAGGGGGGAUUAAUUGAGCCAAUGAAACAAUCAUGCUUCAUGAUGGAGUUAAAUCAGUUCAUGAGUUUCUCAAUCCUGUCUACUGCUGCAUCAAGAAAAUAACUCUCUUUCCUUUUAGCACCGAAGGGACUUGGAUUGUCCCGAUUGGGGCAAAUGACCUGUAACUGUAAUGUUUACAUAUUUCAAAGGGAUUAAGGGUCUGUAACCACAUAAAGAAAAAUGUUGAAGAAGACUGAUGAAUAAACAAUACCAAUGUCACUCUGUACAAUUUUACAAAAAAAGAUAAUAAUGAGUGUGAAAGAAAAUAAAAUUAAAAACAAAAGUCUGCAUCAGGCAGUCAAACACA
Molecule: messenger RNA, 3470 nt
Organism: Cynoglossus semilaevis (tongue sole)
Lineage: Eukaryota; Metazoa; Chordata; Actinopteri; Pleuronectiformes; Cynoglossidae
Product: neurogenic locus notch homolog protein 1
Exons: 26
Coding region: 543-2990 (815 amino acids)
Molecular function (GO): calcium ion binding
Source: RefSeq, a predicted model, not a curated record